CAGCCCUGGGACCCCCUGGCCCUGGCCUGGGGGGUGGCGCUGGCGCGGGGGGCACUGCUGAGCCUGAGCGCCCAGGCUGCCCGCGGCAGGGGGCAGGGGAUGCCCGGGGGGCUGCGGGAGGCGCUGCUGCCCCUGGCCGCCCUGCUCAGCCUGCUGCUGCCCGGCUACGUGACCCUGCAGGCGCUGGCCCAGCCCCGGGCGCCCCCCUCGGAGCUGCUGCACGGCUGGGGGCGAGGGGACGUCUUCGGCCUGACCUACGGCGCGGCGGGGCUGGCGGCCGCGCUCUGGCACCAGCUGUUCCCCGCCGGCAGGGGGGAGCCGGGGCCCUCGGCCUCGCUGGGCCGGCUGCUGGCCUGCGUGAGGCCCGACCUGCUGCGCUUCGUGGCCAUCGCGGGGUUCCUGGUGCUCUCCUCGCUCGGGGAGAUGGCGAUCCCCUACUACACGGGGCGCAUGACCGACUGGAUCGUGAGCGAGGACGACCCCUCGGCCUUCGGCCGGGCCAUCUGGGCCAUGUCCCUCAUCACCGUCGGCAGCGCAGUGACAGAGUUCGUGUCCGACUGUCUCUAUAACGGCACCAUGAACCGGAUCCACAUGCGAAUCCAGAGCCGGGUCUUCAGCUCCGUCCUGCGCCAGGAGAUUGGCUUCUUCCACACCAACCGCACCGGGGACGUCACGUCGCGGGUGACGGCCGACACGGACGCCAUGAGCGAGGCGCUGAGCGAGAAGCUGAACCUGCUGAUGUGGUACGGGAUGCGGGGAGUCUUCCUCUUCGGCCUCAUGCUGCAGGUGUCGCUGCGCCUGGCGCUCCUCACCGCCGUGGGGCUGCCCCUCGUCCUGCUGGUGCCCAAGCUCUCCGGGAAAUUCCACCAGAGCCUGGCGCAGCGGGUGCAGGAGUCCCUGGCCAAGGCCAACGAGGUGGCGGUGGAGACCUUCCAGGCCAUGGCCACGGUGCGCAGCUUCGCCAACGAGGAGGGGGCCGCCCGGCGCUACGGGCAGCGGCUGCAGGAGACUUACCGGCUCAACCAGCAGGAGGCAGCCGCCUACGCCGCCUCCAUGUGGACCAACAGCCUGUCGGGGCUGGCGCUGAAGGUGGGGAUCCUGUACUACGGGGGGCGGCUGGUCACCGCCGGGGCCGUCAGCACCGGAGACCUGGUCACCUUCGUCCUCUACGAGAUGCAGUUCACCACGGCCGUGGAGGUGCUGCUCUCCGUCUACCCCAGCGUGCAGAAGGCCGUGGGCUCCUCAGAGAAGAUCUUUGAGUACAUGGAGCGGACGCCCCGGAUCAGCCCCCCCGGGACGCUGGCCCCCCCCAGCCUGCGUGGGCACCUCCAGGUGCAGGACGUCUGGUUCUCCUACCCUGGCCGGGACGACACCCCCGUGCUCAAGGGGGUGUCUCUGGAGCUGCGCCCCGGGGAGGUGACGGCUCUGGUGGGCCCGUCGGGCGUGGGGAAGACGGUGCUGGUGGCCCUGCUGGAGCGUUUCUACGAGCCCCAGCGCGGGCGCCUGCUGCUGGACGGGCGGGACCUGCGGGAGUACGAGCACCAUUACCUGCACAGCAAGGUGGCGCUGGUGAGCCAGAAGCCGGUGCUGUUCGCCCGCUCGCUGCACGAGAACAUCGCCUACGGGCUGGGGGGGCGCAGCCGCCAGGAGGUGACGUGGGCUGCCCAGCGCGCCAACGCCCACGGCUUCAUCGCCCAGCUCAGCCACGGCUACGACACAGAUGUUGGGGAGAUGGGGGGGCAGAUCUCGGGGGGGCAGAGGCAGGGGGUGGCCAUCGCCCGAGCCCUGCUCCGAGACCCCAGAGUGCUGAUCCUGGAUGACGCCACCAGUGCCCUGGAUACGGAGAGUCAGCUACAGGUGGAGAAGGAGAUUUACGAGGGGGCCCGGGCCGGGCGCUCGGUGCUGCUCAUUGCCCAUCGCCUGAGCACCGUGGAGCGAGCCGACCGCAUCCUGGUGCUGGAGGACGGGGAGAUCCGGGAGCAGGGCACCCACCGGGAGCUGCUAGCGCGCCGGGGCAGCUACUGGCGCCUGGCGCAGAAACAGCUCAACGGGGACCAGGGGGGCGGCUCUGAGGAUGGGCUGGGGCCGGCCCAGUUCCUGCAGACGUACUUGGAGGCGGGCCGGGACCGGGUGCGGAUCCAGCUGGCCCACGGCACCACCACCCUGGCCUUCAAAUUCCAGCACGGGGUCGUCGUGGCUGUUGACUCCCGGGCAUCGGCCGGCAGCUACAUCGCCUCCCUGGAGGCCAACAAGGUGAUCGAGAUCAACCCCUACCUGCUGGGCACCAUGUCGGGCAGCGCGGCCGACUGCCAGUACUGGGAGCGGCUCCUCGCCAAGCACUGCAGGCUGUACCAGCUGCGGAACAAGGAGCGGAUCAGCGUCUCGGCCGCCUCCAAGCUGCUGUCGAACAUGCUGUGCGAGUACCGGGGCAUGGGGCUGUCCAUGGGCAGCAUGAUCUGCGGCUGGGACAAGAAGGGCCCCGGCCUGUACUACGUGGACGAUAAUGGCACCCGUCUCUCCGGCCCCAUGUUCUCCACGGGCUGCGGGAACAGCUACGCCUACGGGGUGAUGGACAGCGGGUACCGGCCCGACCUCAGCGUGGAGGAGGCCUACGACCUGGGGCGCCGCGCCAUCGCCCAGGCCACCCACCGCGAUGCCUACUCCGGGGGCGUCGUCAACAUGUAUCACAUGAAGGAGGACGGAUGGAUCAAGGUGGAAAAGACCGACGUCAGCCAAUUGAUCCACGAGUACCUGGCGGCCAGGAAGGACCGGGCCCCUGGUGGGGGCUGCACGGGACAGCCGGAGCUCAUGGGGGGCGGGGGCGGUCCCGGCCCCUGCGCCGGAGGACGCUGCUGGAGCCAGGACACGUGCAGGGGCCGGAUGGAGCCGGGAGCUGGAGCCGAGCGCGGCCGGAGCAGCCCGGGCUCCCCCUGGCGGCCGCAGCCGGCAGCAGCAGCGGGCGGGGCCCGGCCCGGGAAUCCCCCGAAAGCGAAACUGGCUCGCGGGGUCCGGGCGCUGCCGCCGCGGGAGAAGGAGCCGGAGCUGCAGGUACCGGGCCCCGGGGGAGCAGCGGGCGCACUGGCCUCCACCAUGCCGCUGCCCCUUACCCUGCGUCUGGGCUGCCCCCUGCUGCUCUGCGACCUGGCCCUGCUGGCCCUGCUGGGCGGGGGCGCCCCCUCGCUGCCCCUCCUGGGGCUGCCGGCCCCCUGGCUGGAGGCUGCUGUGCGUUUCCUGGGGCUCUGGGGGGCCUGGGGGCUGCUGGCCGUGGAUCGGCCCCGCCUGUCCCCCCCCAGGGCCCUGGCUGCCCUGUGCCUGCUGCCCCCCCUGUACCUCACCCUGCGGCGCUGCCUGCCCCUGCCCGACGUGCCCCCCGCCCUGCUGGCCGGCGCCCCCUGGGCCUGGCUGCUGCUGAGCUAUGGGGCCGUGGGGCUGGCCCAGCUCACCUGGGGGGCCCUGGGGCAGGGGGACAGGGCUGGGGGUCCCGGCGCUGAGGACACAGAGCGGGAGUCCAGGGCCACCCUGCGCCGGCUGGUGGGACUGUCCCGGCCCGACGUGCCCUUCCUGUCCGGGGCCUUCGUCUUCCUCGCCCUGGCUGUGAUCGGCGAGACCUUCAUCCCCUACUACACGGGGCGCGUCAUCGACAUCCUGGGCAGCGCCUAUGACCCAGAUACCUUCGCCACCGCUAUCGGCCUCAUGUGCCUGGCCUCCUUCGGCAGUUCCCUGGCCGCCGGCUGCCGCGGGGGGCUCUUCAUGUUCACAUUCUCCCGGCUCAACAUCCGCACCCGGUGCCAGCUCUUCUCCUCCCUGGUGCGCCAGGACCUGGCCUUCUUCCAGCAGGUCAAAACAGGGGAGCUGACCUCGCGCCUCUCCACGGAUGCGGCCAUGAUGAGCCGCUCGGUGCCGGCCAACGCCAACAUCUUCCUGCGCAGCCUGGUGAAGGCGCUGGGGCUGUACGGCUUCAUGCUGGGGCUGUCCUGGCGCCUGACGCUGCUCACGCUGCUCGAGACCCCCCUCACCAUGGCCGCCCAGAGCCUCUACGACACCCGACGCCAGAGCAGUGACCCUGGGAAGGAUUUAGGGGUGAUCGUGGACAAGCAGCUGGCCGUGAGCUCCCUGUGUGAUGCUGUAGCUAAGAGGGUGAAGGCGACCCUGGGCUGUAUGAAGCUGCCUUGUCAUGAGAGGCUGGCGGAGCUCAGUCUGCGUCGUUUAUCCCAGUUGUCUCUGACCCACGCCCCCCCCCCCCAGGCCGUGCUGAAGGCGAUCCAGGACUCCAUGGCGCGCUCCGGCGAGGUCGUGCGCGAGUCGGUCUCCUCCAUCGAGACCGUGCGCAGCUUCGCCACCGAGGAGGAGGAGUCGCGGCGCUACGAGGCGGCGCUGGCCGAGACCCACCGGCUGAAGAACCGCCGCGACCUGGAGAGGGCGCUCUACCUGCUCUUCCGCCGGCUGCUGCAGCUGGCCGUGCAGGCGCUGAUGCUGCACUGCGGGCACCAGCAGAUCCACGCCGGGCUCCUGACCAAGGGCAGCCUGGUCUCCUUCAUCCUCUACCAGGGGGACGUGGGCAGCUAUGUGAAGACCCUGGUGUACAUGUACGGGGACCUGCUGAGCAACGUGGGGGCGGCGGAGAAGGUGUUUGAGUACCUGGACCGGGAGCCGGCCGUGCGCACCGACGGGACACGGGCGCCGGAGUCGCUGCAGGGACACGUCUCCUUCCGCAACGUCUCCUUCUCCUACCCCUCCCGCCCGGACCGCCAGGUCCUACAGGCCGUGUCCUUCGAGCUGCGCCCCGGGGAGGUGACGGCGCUGGUGGGGCUGAACGGCAGCGGGAAGAGCACGUGUGUGGGGCUGCUGGAGCGGUUCUACGAGCCCCAGGCCGGGGAGAUCCUGCUGGACGGGGCCCCGCUCCGGGAGUACGAGCACCGGUACCUGCACCGCCAGGUGGCCCUGGUGGGGCAGGAGCCCGUCCUCUUCUCCGGCUCCAUCCGGGAGAACAUCGCCUACGGGCUGGGGGGCUGCGGGGAGGAGCAGGUCACCAGGGCGGCCAGAGCGGCCCACGCCUCUGGCUUCAUCGCGGAGCUGGACAGCGGCUUUGAGACAGACGUGGGGGAGAAGGGCGGGCAGCUCUCGGCAGGGCAGAAGCAGCGGAUCGCCAUCGCCCGGGCGCUGAUCCGCCAGCCGGCCGUGCUGAUCCUGGACGAGGCCACCAGCGCGCUGGACGCGGAGAGUGAAUGCGCGAUCCGCCAGUCGGUGCUGAGCCGGGGGCCCCGGACGGUGCUGGUGAUCGCCCACCGCAUGCAGACGGUGGAGAACGCCGACCAGAUCGUGGUGCUGGAGGGCGGGGCCGUGGCCGAGGAGGGGACGCACGCCGAGCUGAUGGGGCGCAAGGGGCCCUACUACAGACUGGUGCAGAGAGACCUGGCCGAGUAACCCCCCCGCCCCGCCCCGCCCCGGGGAAUAGCCCAGCACCAGCCUGACGGCCCGUCCCCUCCUCCCCCCGGCCCAGGGUGACAUGGACCAUCCGGACAGCGGCUGAUUAGUGUGUGAUGUCGGGUCACUGGUUUAUCGCCUGCGUUGGGGUGUCGGUUCUGCGCAGGGAGUCCCCGGGGGGCAGGCGUGUUCGACUGGCUGAGCACGAGAAGAGUGUUUUGUAAGAUACAUUAAAGAGGUGAAACAUCCGA
Mauremys mutica (yellowpond turtle) is the source of this 5675-nucleotide messenger RNA. RefSeq lists its product as uncharacterized. Gene Ontology annotation, biological process: transmembrane transport. Lineage: Eukaryota; Metazoa; Chordata; Testudines; Geoemydidae. The transcript is spliced from 29 exons. The record is from RefSeq and is a predicted model, not a curated record. Gene Ontology annotation, cellular component: proteasome core complex; membrane. Gene Ontology annotation, molecular function: ATP hydrolysis activity; ATP binding; ABC-type oligopeptide transporter activity. Bases 100 to 5424 code for a protein of 1774 amino acids.